CUGCUUCCUGGUGUCAUUAAUGUAGAACGCUUUUUGUUUUUAAUGGUUUUUGUAUUUUCCAAAUAAAAAGCUGAAAUAUCGACGUGAAACAUUUAGAAAAUGAAUAGAAUAUUCGGGCGAGGAAAACCGAAAGAUCCUCCUCCUAAUCUGUCGGACUGCAUAGGCAACGUAGAUGCGAGAUCAGAAUCCAUAGAAAAGAAAAUUGGCAGACUCGAUGCUGAGCUUUUGAAGUACAAGGACCAGCUGAAAAAGAUGAAGGAUGGUCCAUCAAAGAAUAUGGUGAAACAGAAGGCGAUGAGAGUACUGAAGCAAAAGAGAAUGUAUGAAGGACAAAGAGAACAGUUGGCUCAGCAGUCUUUUAAUAUGGAGCAGGCAAACUACACAAUUCAGACACUAAAGGACACAAAAACGACAGUGGAGGCCAUGAAGAUCGGCGCAAAGGAAAUGAAGAAGGCUUACAAGGAUGUUAAACUUGAUCAGAUUGAUGAUUUACAGGAUCAGCUGGAGGACAUGAUGGAAGAAGCCAGUGAAGUACAAGAGGCCUUGAGCCGCAGCUACGGCACUCCAGAUAUAGACGAGGAUGAUCUUGAAGCAGAACUGGACGCACUGGGUGAUGAGCUUCUGCUGGAUGACGACACAUCCUACCUGGAUGAGGCCUCAUCCGCCCCGUCUAUUCCCGAAGGAAUGCCCAGUGACAGCAAGACAAAUAAGGACGGUGUUCUGGUGGACGAGUUUGGCCUGCCGCAGAUUCCAGCCACUUAAACGAGGAAAGCGCCUCAACACUGCACUGAGAACACGCUUGUAUAUAGAGUAACAGAGAUACAGGCAAAAGCACAUGACCUGAGAACACUACCGUUUGAAGCUGUCCUGACAUUGGGUUGUGUAUUGUUACUACUGCUGUGCUGGUAUGUGGCCUUGUGACACACUGAAACUUUGGAAAAAAAAAAAAAAAACUUUAUCCCCUCUCCCAUUAAUCUUUAUCCAUCAGUAUUGGUUUUUGUGUGUAGUCUGAUUGUUUAGUUCUCAUUGUUUGACUUUAUCACAGGUGGAGAUGAAUCCCAGUCUGCCUGCUCAUGUGUGUGUGAAAAAUAAAAUUUUUAAUUAAAU
Messenger RNA from Thalassophryne amazonica, 1107 nucleotides. RefSeq names its product charged multivesicular body protein 5a (gene chmp5a). Bases 100 to 762 code for a protein of 220 amino acids. The transcript is spliced from 8 exons. The record is from RefSeq and is a predicted model, not a curated record. Lineage: Eukaryota; Metazoa; Chordata; Actinopteri; Batrachoidiformes; Batrachoididae. Gene Ontology annotation, biological process: vesicle budding from membrane; late endosome to vacuole transport via multivesicular body sorting pathway. Gene Ontology annotation, cellular component: multivesicular body.